Molecule: messenger RNA, 1020 nt
Organism: Rhododendron vialii
Lineage: Eukaryota; Viridiplantae; Streptophyta; Magnoliopsida; Ericales; Ericaceae
Exons: 9
Coding region: 54-722 (222 amino acids)
Source: RefSeq, a predicted model, not a curated record
CUUCAGUUGAUCUCCACAGAGACAGAAAGCGGGAAACGAAAACUCAGAAAUCCAUGGCGGGAACUGAUCCACAGAAGCAACUCUUCGCUCUCCUUCGCGACUUCGCUACGGAGAAUUCACAAGGAGAGCGCAGAAUAGUAGGUCUCAAGAAGCGAAUCCAGGAGCUUUGGUCCGAGUUUGAAUUGGCCAAUGCUGAACUAGAAGAUGCCAAGCGUCUCAAAGAAAACAUGGAGCAAGAGAUUAAAGGAUAUGAAGUCGAAUUGGCCAUGAACGAAGCUUCGAUUCAAACGCUAGAGGCUAGGGUUGCUCUGAUUCAGGAGGAGAUAUCAGUUGCUGGAUCUGGUUUGGAGGCACUUAAGAAUGAAGAAGGGGCUUUGCGAGAUGACUUCAUCGACAAAAUGUUCAUGCUCAAUGAUGAUAUAAGGAAGUUCCAGGAGAAAAUGGUUUGUGCUUUUGCUAAAGACAACCCGAUUGAGAGUUCAAUGAACAAUGGCAACGACCUAUGUGAUGCAGAAGAUGCUGAAGUUAGCAGAAGAGCCCUUGAGAAUCAAAUUGCCGAAUUAGUUUCUCAAACCAAUAUUGAGGAACAGGAGUGCCAAGCAGAGCUAAAUGCUUGUAAUCAGGUUCAGGUGGAGCUAAUUGAUAUGGAAAGGAAGGUGUUCUUGAUGGAGGCAAUUAUGAAAGAAAGCAUAUUGUUGCAGGACUUGACCAGAUAUCCUUAACUAUACUGACAGUAUCUAUGUAAUGUCAUUUGAUUCUCACACUAAAAGAUUUUUCCCUUCGAUCGGGGUGCUAUAAGUUAGUCCUUUUGACCUUCUAGACAAGAGUUCGGUAAAAAAUAACCAUCUCGAGAAGAGUAAAAAACAUUCCAGGGAUACGAUUUAUCUUUUUCCUCUUUAGUUUCAAAAGUUAGUGUUUGCUCUCUUCAGUUCUUUUGUAGAUGGAGAAAAGGACAUUGGCGGUUAAUUUUGAAUUAUUAUCCUGGGUUUUUUGACCGGAAAUUUUUUGUAUAGCUUUACC